ACGUGUCAACAUAUCUGACUGUCUUCUCCCCCUUUGAUUUUUUUUCUUUCAUUCGAUUCCUUAGUUCGUCGAUUAGAGACUACCGUCGCUACUUCGCCGCGGAUUCUUCACCGGAAUCAGGUCAAAGCUUUCUCUAAAAGCAAAUCUCGUCUCGUUUCGUUGACCUCCCGAUCGAUUCUGAUACCUUCGUGAUCUUCUUCAUCGCAGUAGCUCUACGUUCUCACAGCUUCGAUUCGAUUGUUUCUCCCGCCUGAUAUCUGUUUUGGAACACAAUGGUGUAUCACUCGAGCUUUGUGGAAGAAGAAGGGAUAACAAAGGCGUGUGGUUGCCCUUUGCUUCCUCUUAAGAGCCAUAUCAAGGGUCCUGCACCUGUUUCAGAACAAGAUAGGACUGAUAUAGUGGAUGAGGCAAUCACGUUCUUCCGCGCGAAUGUCUUCUUCACAAACUUUCCUAUCAAAAGUCCUGCUGAUAAGCUCCUUAUUUACCUGACGUUUUACAUAAACGUGGCGUUGAAGAGGCUCGAAGGGUGUAGAACACUGGCUGUAGGAACUAAGGCGAUUAUCAACUUGGGUUUAGAGGAUAUCCCUGUUCCUGGAGAAACCGGGUUUCCAUUUCCAGGUCUCUUUUCACUUCCUUCGUCCCAGGAAGAAGCUGAUCUUUUCAGGAACUAUCUGAAGCAGGUUCGAGAGGAGACAAGUGGGAGGCUACUGAGCGUGGCGUAUAGAGCUAAUGGGACACCAAACAAAUGGUGGCUUGCAUUCGCCAAGAGGAAAUUUAUCAACGUGGUUCUCCUCUAAAUCUUCAUCACUGCCCAUUACAAAUGAAGGGUUACCAAGCCACCCAGAUCAUGAGCACUGCCGCCUUUGGCUGAAAAUUUUGUAUUAGAGAAGAAAGCUUUCUCUCUGGAUCUCUCUAUAUACAUACAUAUACGUAAGACUGCAGUGUAGUAUUUUCAUACGACUGUUUGGUGAUACAAGAUCAAAGUUACCGAGAAUUCUUUUGUUAUUGCUUUA
Molecule: messenger RNA, 1013 nt
Organism: Brassica oleracea var. oleracea
Lineage: Eukaryota; Viridiplantae; Streptophyta; Magnoliopsida; Brassicales; Brassicaceae
Product: actin-related protein 2/3 complex subunit 3
Exons: 6
Coding region: 273-797 (174 amino acids)
Biological process (GO): regulation of actin filament polymerization; Arp2/3 complex-mediated actin nucleation
Cellular component (GO): Arp2/3 protein complex; cytoskeleton
Molecular function (GO): actin filament binding
Source: RefSeq, a predicted model, not a curated record